Messenger RNA from Dissoconium aciculare CBS 342.82, 3011 nucleotides. Its product is annotated as Bromodomain-containing protein. Gene Ontology annotation, biological process: chromatin remodeling; regulation of DNA-templated transcription. The transcript has a single exon. The record is from RefSeq and is a predicted model, not a curated record. Gene Ontology annotation, cellular component: nucleus; chromatin. Lineage: Eukaryota; Fungi; Ascomycota; Dothideomycetes; Mycosphaerellales; Dissoconiaceae. The coding region runs from base 296 to 2533 and encodes 745 amino acids.
CCUCCAUCGCCAUGUCAUCGGAACUCGAUCUCGCAAACACUUCGCCCGCUGCGAGCGCGCCUGCGACGGAAUCGCGACUUGUGAACGGGUUGGUCGGCCCGUUUGAUCUUUUAUCACGCGCCGGCGCAUUUGCUAACAUGAUUGAUUUUUUUUUUCUUUCUGAAAUAGUCACGAUGAUUCGGUAGAACGAAAAACGAACGAUAUUUCCCUGCAAGACGCAACGGCAACUGCGACGAAAGUAGAGGCGACUUCGGACGGUUCUGAUGUGGCGCAAACCAACCCCGAGACGGCAGAGAUGAAGCCCAUCGAAAACGUCGCUCCAGGUCUGGCACCGAUCGCCGACUUUCUUCCCAAAGAUCGGGCGGCGUCGCAUCCGACACCUCCCCCGGACGACGUCCCCAUCAACGCCGACGUCAAAUCUCACGAUACGGAAAUGCCGGAUCAAGAUGCCAUCGCUCAGCCCGAACCCAUCCUCACGCCCAAGCCCACCGAGACGAGCUUGGUGCGCCCUCGUGAGGACGAAAUUGAGGACGACAUCGAACCCGUCGCCAAGCGCACGAAGGUGGACGACCAAGACGAUCAAGACACGCCCAUGCCGGAAAGCACCGCCUCGGACUCGAUCAGCGUCGCACGACCUCGACCAUCACAGGAUGCAGUCGAAACCGAAACAGAGACCAAGCCGUUAUCCGAGGCAGAGCCUGCUGUCGCACCGGACGCCAAGCCAACCGUGGAAUCGUCCAGCACACCCGUCGCUCCCACUCCCGCUCCUGCGCCUGCGCCCGCCGCCGCCGCCGCCGCCGAGAAGCCAUCGUAUAGCAAGGAACUGAUGACGACUGCGCAAAAGGGCUUCUUGUUGGAGAAGAUGAAGAAUCUCAAAAAGACCCGGAAUUCGCAUUACUUCAACAAGCCUGUCGAUCCGGUCGCGCUGAACAUCCCUCAAUAUAUCGAAAUCAUCAAGCGUCCCAUGGACCUCAGCACCAUGGAGACCAAACUGAAGGCAGACAACUACGGCAGCGUCCAGGACUUUGCGGACGACUUCGACCUGAUCAUCAGCAACACGCGGCGAUUCAACGGCGACGCGCAUGCCGUGACGACGGCCGGGUUUUCGAUGGAAGCGUAUUUUCAUAACAUGAUGCGACUCGUGCCGAACACCAACGAGCCUGCCUCCUCGAAGCCGUCAAAGAAGCAAUCUCCCGCCUUCCAAAAGGCCCCGGCACCACGCCGGGAAUCGCGCGUCGUCGCCACCCCCUCCGCGACGGCCACGAGUCCCACGGUCGCGCCUGACACGUUCGCCCUCCAGCCAGACGGCACUCCGCAAAUCCGCCGCGACUCCAGCAUCAACCGGCCGAGCCGCGCGAUCAAGCCGCCGCAGAACCGCGAGAUCGCAUACGGCAAACCAAAGCGCAAGGAGUACCAACCGGAGCUCAAGUUCUGCGAGAUGGUCCUCAACCAGAUCACCAGCAACAAAUUCCAGCCGCAGAACAACCCAUUCCUCGUGCCGGUCGAUCCGGUCGCCCUCAACAUCCCCAACUAUCACCAGGUGAUCAAACACCCGAUGGACCUCUCCACGAUGCGCCAGAAGCUCAAGGUCGGCGAAUAUGCCAAGGCCAGCGAGUUCAAGAAGGACUUCGAGCUGAUCGUGGCCAAUUGCAUGACCUUCAACCCUCCCGGGAACCCCGUCCGACAGCUGGGUGCGCAACUCCAGAAGGACUUCGACGGCCUGUGGGCCGGCAAGGACCGGUUCGUGCAGAAGCGCAAGGCUGAGACGCAGCGCGCGGCUUCGGCCUCCGCGGAGGAGGAGAGCGCGGAGGAGGAGGAAGAGGACGAGGAGGCCACCAGCGCUUCCCAGGCGGACACGAUCCGAGCGCUGCAGAAGCAAUUGUCGGACAUGCAAAACGCCCUCGCCGGGCUCAACAAGCCCGUCAAGACGAAAAAGCCCAAGCCCUCCUCUUCCGGCAAGCCUCCGGGCAAGAAAUCGGCCGGGUCGGCGCUCGGUUCCAAGAUCAAGGGCGGAUCCAAGCCGAAGCUGCCCAAGAAGCCGCGUCAAGUCACGUACGAUGAGAAGCAGGAGAUCUCUUCGGCGGUGGAGAACCUCGACGGCCCGCAGCUCGACAAGCUCACCAGCAUCAUCACCGAGAACUGCCAGAAGUAUGCGGAGAUGGAGGAGAUGGAGCUCGAGAUCGACGACUUGCCCAACAACGUCCAAUUGAUGCUGCUCGAUUUCGUCCGCGGCAUCUUCGGCAACCCCAACCGGGUCCGCGCCGUCUCGCCCGACGACAUCGCCGCCAUGGACGACGACGACUUCGAGCCGGAGCGCGGCGCCCGCAAAGGCGCGGACGGCAAGCGCAAGAAACACAAGCCGAUGGGCAAGAAGGAGCAGCAGGACACGAUCAAACAGAUCCAGAGCCAGCUCGAAGCGUUCAAGCAUCCCGGCGCCGGCGGGGGUCAAUCCCCUGCCCUGGGUGGACCGGCACACAGCGGUGCCGACGAAAGCUCCGAGGACGACGCCAGCGAGGAGUCCGAGGAGGAAUGAGCCGAGCCGCAUGGGCGUCGGUGCCAAUGGUCGUACUACGGCAAUGACCGGAGGGCUCAACGAAGACCUCACGACGACCGUCGCGGAAAACGGCGAACCCGAAGCGCAACGCGCCAGAGGUCGAGCGAGAAUCAUGCGUAUGAGCGUCACGAUUAUACGAAUGAGAUGUUCCCCCCCUCCCUGGACUGAACGAGUCACGGUGGAUCCCAAGGACGGACAGGGUCGUUUCACAGGGGCCCAUCCAAGUCCAGACCCUCACGCCUAGAGCAGCGGACGAGCGAAUGGCACAACAUGAAUUUUCGAGCGUUCUUUCAAGAUCCUUGACUGCCUUUUUUCCUCUUAAACGCGACUGAGUACUGUAUAGUAGUAGUAGCUUGGAGAGAGAGAGGGAGAACGAAAGCGAGGGAGGGAGAGAGAGAGGAAGGAAGGAAGAGAGGGCAGCGCGUAUCGCCGCCGUCGUCACGGGGCCCAUCGGCCC